AUGGCGCCUGGGGUAUCGGAUCCUGCACCGGCCGUCGAUCGAAGUUUAACUCAGGCGUUGGCUGCUGUGACUGUUGACUAUGACGAUACACUGAGAUUCUUCCUCAAUGGAAAGAAGGUCGUGUUAGAUUCGGCCGAUCCUGAAGUCACAUUGCUGGAAUACCUCCGUGGAACUGGUUUGACAGGAACCAAGCUGGGUUGCGCGGAGGGUGGCUGUGGCGCUUGUACGGUUGUUGUAUCACAAUACAAUCCUACAACAAAGAAGAUAUAUCACGCCUCCGUCAAUGCAUGUCUGGCUCCGCUAGUGUCUGUCGAUGGCAAGCAUGUCAUCACUGUGGAAGGUAUUGGUGAUGUGAAACGACCUCAUCCUACCCAGGAGCGGCUCGCGAAAAGUCAUGGCAGCCAGUGCGGGUUCUGCACUCCAGGGUUUGUCAUGAGCCUCUAUGCACUCCUGCGGAACACAGAGCUUCCUACUGAGCAUCAAAUUGAAGAGGCAUUCGACGGAAAUCUCUGUCGAUGCACAGGCUACCGGCCCAUUCUCGAUGCCGCUCAGACUUUUAGUGUGGAACGAGGGUGUGCCAUGGCCAAAGUAAAUGGUGGUGCAGGAUGCUGUCGGGAGAAUGGGAGUCCAGGUUGCUCUGGACCAAGCUCGAACGACACAGGCGGAGCUGUGAGGAGGUUUACUCCUCCAGGUAUGCUUGAACAUCAACCUGACACCGAAUUGAUAUUUCCGCCUGUCCUGAGAAAGCAUGACUUUCAGCCCCUGGCAUUUGGCAAUAAGCGCAAGAAGUGGUAUCGUCCGGUGACGACACAACAACUCCUGGAAAUCAAGAAUGCAUAUCCUUCUGCCAAGAUCAUCGGAGGCAGCACUGAAACUCAGAUCGAGGUGAAAUUCAAAGCGAUGAAUUACACUGUAUCAGUGUUUGUUGGAGAUAUCGCAGAGCUUCGACAAUACAAGCUCGAAGCCGAUCAUGUCGAGAUAGGAGGCAACAUCACCCUGACUGAUCUUGAAGAUCUCACAGAGAAAGCUCUGGAACAUUACGGUCAGCAGAGAGGGCAGGUCCUCACUGCAAUCAACCAGCAGAUCAAGUAUUUUGCAGGUCGACAGAUACGAAACGUUGGCACGCCGGCUGGCAACCUUGCUACAGCAUCACCCAUUUCAGAUCUAAAUCCCGUCUUUUUAGCAGCGAACGCUGUGAUAAUUGCGCAAACGCUAGAGGGGAAAACAGAAAUCCCCAUGACAGAAUUUUUCAAGUCAUAUCGCGUGACUGCACUUCCGGCGAAUGCCAUCAUCGCCAGCAUCAGAAUUCCCGUGUUCCAAGAAAAAGGCGAGUAUAUACGAGCAUACAAGCAAUCAAAACGAAAGGAUGACGACAUUGCCAUCGUCAACGCUGCCUUGCGUGUACGUAUGGAUGAGGAUGGAGUUGUUCAGGAUUCGAGCCUGGUGUAUGGAGGGCUUGCCCCGAUCACUGUCGCCGCGAAACAAGCCAUCGCAUAUCUGCAGGGUAAGAGAUUCGCUGAUCCGACGACUCUCGAGGGUGUCAUGAAUGCUUUAGAGCAAGACUUUGAGUUGCGUUUUGGUGUGCCAGGAGGCAUGGCAACGUAUAGGAAGUCGCUGGCUCUAGGUUUCUUCUACAAGUUCUAUCACGAGGUCCUUUCCACCGUUGAUCCGAGCGAUACAAAUGUCGACAAAGAGGCUUGCGCUGAGAUUGAGCGUGAGAUUUCAACCGGCUCGAAAGACCACGCUGCAGCUCAAGCAUACGAGAAGAAGAUCCUUGGCAAAGAGGAGCCGCAUGUAGCUGCGCUGAAGCAAUGCACUGGAGAGGCACAAUAUACCGAUGACCUGCCAGUACAAAUGAAUGAAUUGUUCGGGUGCUUGGUUCUCAGUACAAAAGCACAUGCCAAAAUCAUCAGCGUCGAUGCUGAACCUGCCCGCGAAGUGCCCGGUGUCUUCGACUACGUCGAUCAUCGAGACCUUCACGACCCAAAAGCAAAUUGGUGGGGCGCACCUACUUGCGACGAGACAUUCUUUGCAGUAGAUGAAGUUUUCACAGCUGGUCAGCCUAUUGGGAUGAUCCUCGCCACGUCGGCCAAGCAAGCCGAGGCCGGUGCACGCGCAGUAAAGAUCGAAUACCAGGACUUGCCAGCUAUCUUCACGAUCGAGGAGGCUAUUCAAGCGGACAGCUACUUCGAUCACUAUCACUUUAUCAAUAAUGGCGACGUCGAAAAGGCGUUCAAAGAGGCUGAUCACGUGUUUACUGGUGUCGCGCGCAUGGGCGGCCAGGAGCAUUUUUACUUAGAAACCAACUCUUGCCUUGCCAUUCCCAAGCCUGAGGAUGGUGAGAUGGAGAUAUGGAGUUCUACACAAAAUCCGAGCGAGACGCAAGCGUACGUUGCCCAAGUCACUGGAGUCGCUGCGAACAAGAUCGUCUCUAAAGUGAAACGCCUCGGCGGCGGCUUUGGAGGCAAAGAAACACGCUCCAUCCAACUGGCGGGUAUCUGUGCCAUCGCGGCCAAGAAGACCAAGAGGCCAGUUCGCUGUAUGUUAAAUCGUGACGAGGACAUGCUUACCUCUGGUCAACGGCAUCCUUUCCUUGCGCGAUGGAAGGUCGCUGUGAACAAGGACGGAAAGCUGCAAGCGCUCGAUGCAGACGUCUUCAACAAUGGUGGCUGGUCCCAGGAUCUCAGUGCUGCCGUCGUUGAUCGUGCAUUGAGUCAUGUUGAUGGCGUGUACAAGAUUCCUAACAUGUUUGUUCGAGGCCGCAUUUGCAAGACAAAUACCGUUUCCAAUACUGCGUUCCGAGGAUUUGGUGGACCGCAAGGCAUGUUCAUCGCCGAGACGUACAUGUCCGAGAUUGCCGAUCGUCUGAAGAUGCCUGUGGAGAAGAUGCGGGAAAUCAACAUGUACCAGCCAGGCGAGACUACGCAUUUCAAACAGGCGCUGGAAGAUUGGCAUGUGCCUCUAAUGUGGAAACAGAUUCAAGAAGAUUCGGGCUGGAAGCAGCGCAAGGACGAGGUUGCGGCUUUCAAUGCCCAGAGUAAAUGGAAGAAACGCGGACUCGCACUGAUCCCGACCAAGUUUGGAAUCUCUUUUACUGCACUCUUCCUUAACCAAGCCGGUGCCCUUGUCCACAUCUAUCACGAUGGAAGUGUUCUGGUCGCUCACGGCGGAACAGAAAUGGGUCAGGGACUGCACACAAAGAUGACCAUGAUCGCUGCGGAAGCCUUGGGAGUCCCUCUCGGCGAUGUCUUCGUCUCCGAAACCGCCACCAAUACAGUCGCCAACACUUCCUCUACAGCAGCCUCGGCAUCAUCUGAUCUGAACGGCUACGCAAUCUGGAAUGCAUGCAGCCAGCUCAACGAGCGUCUCGCACCAUACAGGGAGAAAUUCGGCAAAGACGCCACGAUGAAACAACUCGCUCACGCCGCCUACUUCGACCGUGUAAACCUCUCCGCCAACGGCUUCUACAAAACCCCCGACAUCGGCUACGUCUGGGGCGCCAAUACCGGCCAGAUGUUCUUCUACUUCACCCAAGGUGUUGCGGCCGCCGAGGUAGAAAUCGACGCGCUGACCGGCUCCUGGACCUGCCGGCGCGCCGACCUCCUCAUGGACGUCGGCCGUUCCAUCAACCCAGCCAUCGAUUACGGCCAGAUUGAGGGCGCCUUCGUGCAAGGGCUCGGCCUGUUCACCAUGGAGGAGAGCCUGUGGCACCGCGGCACUGGCCAGCUAUUCACACGCGGGCCCGGCGCCUACAAGAUCCCGGGAGCCCGCGAUAUCCCCCAGGACUUCCGCGUCAAACUGCUCUCGGGGGUGGAGUGGAAGAAUCUGCGCACCAUCGCCCGCUCGCGGGGCGUGGGCGAGCCGCCGCUGUUCCUCGGCUCGUCGGUGUUCUUUGCGAUCCGCGAUGCGCUGAAGAGCGUGCGGGAGCAAUUCGGGGUACCCGAGGAGGAGGUUUUGAAUCUGGUCAGUCCAGCAACGGUGGAGAGGAUCCGGCUGAGUUGUGGGGACCCUAUUGUGAAAAGAGUGGAGGUAAAGCCGGCAGAAGGGGAGAAGAGUUUCUUCAUGGCGAUUUGA
Dissoconium aciculare CBS 342.82 is the source of this 4074-nucleotide messenger RNA. RefSeq names its product xanthine dehydrogenase. The transcript has 3 exons. The record is from RefSeq and is a predicted model, not a curated record. Bases 1 to 4074 code for a protein of 1357 amino acids. Gene Ontology annotation, molecular function: 2 iron, 2 sulfur cluster binding; molybdopterin cofactor binding; xanthine dehydrogenase activity. Lineage: Eukaryota; Fungi; Ascomycota; Dothideomycetes; Mycosphaerellales; Dissoconiaceae.